AUUGCCAAAAAAUCAGACUAGAAUUUUUGCACCCAUGUUAUUACCCAGCCAGCUGCAAGAAAAUUUGUACAUUUUUGUGUGAAAAAGAAUUGAGUUCGGUAUCCAAAUAUCGCAUUGUAUUACGCAAAGUAUUAAACAUAUUGUGUGCCCAUAAUAAUCGACCAGAUAUAUCCCGGUUUUCCGGCGGAUCUAAGUGUUUUCGUAAGGUCGGAUCGCGAAUAAUAUCGUAUGACGCUGACGAUAGCUGACUAGGGAAGCUUAGCAAUCAUCUGCAAUGUUCCAUCGAAUAAAGAGGCUGUAGAAUUUGGCAAUAUUAAACUGAAACAGAAUUUUGCGUGCUUCGUCAAACAAUGAGUAGAUCUACGGCGGUCCGAGCUCAGGAGCGCAGGCAGGCCAUCUACUACGUGUUUGUUUACGUAUUCUGCCUUCAGAUUAUCACGACGAAUACGCGUACCUCCACGCUGUGGAAACUAAACUCGGAACAGGGAAAGAUUGUGAGCGUUCCCGUUUCCGGUGGUGCUGGAAGAGAUGAUUCCUUCGGAGGCUAUCCCGUGGAAGAAUUGACGGGUGAGCGAGGCCAGUUACUUCAUCCGGAUGAAUCCGACGAAGAGGAAGAGUCAACGUUCGCUAUAAUAACGGCGACUGCAGCCAACUAUCGACAUAACACUUGGAAUAGGGGCGAAGGCACAACGGAAGAAUUAUUGCGGCGGCUCGAGGAGAAUCCAAUGGUUAGUCCUCUAACUUCCUACAGUAAAUCGGCAAAAAACGCAAGCACUGCUAGUGAAACAGGGUUCCGCAGUAGCUCCUCCCGGGAUCUGCACAAGGAAGAUACAAAAGCCUCCGACCAGCUGGACUUGCUAACCUGUGGUAAACCGGUAAAUUUUACCCACUACGAUGAUCUGGUGGGUGUAGCACAGCGCUACGAGCACAACCCAGCGCCAGAACCAGAAGUUGCCUAUUUGUUUCUUAAACGAAAAGCGGGACAAUCGCUAGAGCAUUUCAACAUUGACGCGUUGGAAAGACGGCUACGUCGGGCCAUGAAGGAACAACCGCACACCAUUUAUCUGUGGAAUCAAAUCGGUAAUUUUUGGCGCAUCAAGGGAAACGCCGGUCAUGCAAUCGAGUGUUUUCGCCGAGCAUUGUCCAUUUCUCCCACUAAUGCAGACACACUGCUGAAUCUAGCCCGGGUGCUGUUUAAUUUGCAAUAUCUGGACGAUGCCAUUAGUCUUACCAAACGAUCUCUGGAGGUACACCCACCGGAACGCAGUGCGUGGCGACAGUACUUUACUCUGGGUGAAAUCUUCAAGGCAUACGGACAGCUAUCUGAUUCGAUACUGCAUCUGAAGCAGGCGCUGGCGCUUCAUCCACAUUACGAACCGAUCCGACGGCUGAUUGCCGAGGCUGAAAAGAUUGAGUUUGCAUCCAAUACAACACGGAUGCAGUUCUACACGGGGCUAAUCAUUGUGGUGUUGUCAUUGGUUGUCCUUCUGAUGGUGACCGUCAUGCUCAAAACCAGAGGCUCUAGUCACGGCCAUUGCAACAGCUCGGCUCUCAAUAUUGCUGGUUCGGGUGCGGGUGAUGGUGCUUUCGGAGACGAUGCCGCUAACGAUAACAACAAUAACAGCACUGGUCGUCUGAUGGGACCACUUAUCAAUGGAUUUUCGCUGGCUGGUUUUCGACCGGCCAAGCAUUUUAACCGAGCUCAGGCGAUGCGUUCGCUCCGGAGUGUCGCUUUUCGUUCGUUCCGCCCGUUCAGGUAUCGAAAGUAAGUUAUCUAAUAGGUACACAACACACAAACACACAUUAUAUCCUAGUGAGGCUGACAAGCCCUUGACUAUUUAUUAGAUCAUACACACGCAGGCAGAUGAUACAAGUUAGAAUUUGAAAACAUUCAAAGUAGCAGCAGCAGCUUCAAAUCCCACACCUAUUUAUUAUCAUUUACCAUAUAGGCUGAUAAAAGCGAACAUCAAUAACUAUCGUCAUUACGCGCUAGAUAGUAACGCGAACGUAGCGCUAAGUAUAAGCUUAGAUGUGAAAAAUACGUUCGAUUUUGCAACAAAAAAUACUCUUUUGUUCAAUUUGAUUUAAAGAUACUGCACAAGUACUUCGUUCCCGGUUGAUACUGGCGACUCGGUGAGAUUAAGGAUUCUCAUCCUAGCUUUUCAGCAGUGAGUCUAUUGCGGCUUCCCCGUGAGGAAUGUCGAUGAAUUAGGUUAAUAUCCGUUAGAUUCCUACCAGAGCUUGAACCACCCAACAUGGUUAUGUUCGAUUUUCGAGUUCUGAAACGAAAACGGAACCAUUUCUCUCGUGAAUCGAAUGUGAUAGUUUUACUUUUAUUUUUAUUUUAUUUUUUGAAUUAUUUUAAAUGAUUUGUUUUAAAAAUCUUUCAUUACUAGAAUUAGUCAUGCGCACCCCCAUAUGCUCAGUGAAAAGCGAAAAUAAAUGCUGAAUUGAA
Malaya genurostris is the source of this 2455-nucleotide messenger RNA. RefSeq lists its product as uncharacterized. Lineage: Eukaryota; Metazoa; Arthropoda; Insecta; Diptera; Culicidae. Bases 351 to 1769 code for a protein of 472 amino acids. The record is from RefSeq and is a predicted model, not a curated record. Gene Ontology annotation, biological process: actin filament polymerization. Gene Ontology annotation, molecular function: protein binding. Gene Ontology annotation, cellular component: actin cytoskeleton; cytoplasm. The transcript has 5 exons.